Messenger RNA from Neolamprologus brichardi, 2202 nucleotides. Its product is annotated as voltage-gated potassium channel regulatory subunit KCNG3-like. Gene Ontology annotation, biological process: protein homooligomerization; potassium ion transmembrane transport; action potential. Lineage: Eukaryota; Metazoa; Chordata; Actinopteri; Cichliformes; Cichlidae. The record is from RefSeq and is a predicted model, not a curated record. Gene Ontology annotation, cellular component: membrane; voltage-gated potassium channel complex. Gene Ontology annotation, molecular function: delayed rectifier potassium channel activity.
CAGAAGUCAAAGAGAAUCCUCGCUGAUUUCUGCUGAGCAGAUGUCUAUGGCAUUGAUUCAGUUUGACUAAAAAUAAUCGAUGAAAGUGGGUCACUGCUCAUUUGAUCUUCUUUACAUUCCUGACACGCUUCCGUUUUCACUGAAGCUGCGAAGACAUUUUUAUCUGAGGAGGAAACUUGAGAAGCAACAGCGUUCUCGCACUCUUUGGCUGCUGACAUGAAACUUUGGAGCAUCUUGGCUGCGCUCGCAGGAGUCUGAAGGUUUCCAGCACGAACUGCGGCAACGCCUCCUCACGCAGAGAAAACAUGAAAUGUGGCAGCAGCCUCUGCACGCUGAACGUUGGUGGCCGCAGGUUCUCCUACACCGCAGAGCUGAUGAGGCGUCUCCCCCUCAGCAGACUCAGUCGACUGCUUCGCUGCGUGUCGGAGAGCGAGCUUCUUGAGCUCUGCGAUGACUACGAUCGUGAUCGCAAUGAGUUCUUCUUUGACCGCCACUCUGAGGCCUUCAGUUUCAUCAUGCUGUACGUGCAGCACGGGAAACUGCGCUUUGUGCCACACAUGUGCGAGCUUUCCUUCUACAACGAGAUGCUGUACUGGGGCCUGGAGAGCUCCGAUCUGCAGCUGUGCUGCCAGCGUCUUCUGGACGACCGCAUGUCUGAAGCCCUCGUGCACUUCUUCCCGGAGGAGGAGCCGCCACGUGGCCCUGAGAUUACGCAGAAUCCUUGGCUGGAGAGGAUGAGGAGAACAUUUGAGGAGCCCACGUCCUCGUUGGCUGCGCAGCUCCUUGCUUCAGUGUCAGUGCUGUUUGUAGUCAUCUCCAUGGUGAUGCUAUGUGCCAGCACCUUACCUGAUUGGACGGCGCUGGAACAGCAAAGCAUCAUCGAGGCGGUGUGCAUUGGUUGGUUCACGGCAGAGUGCAUUGUCCAUUUCCUAGUGUCUCGUGAUAAGUGGGACUUCAUUCAGCGGCCUCUGAACAUCAUUGACCUUCUGGCCAUCCUGCCAUACUACAUCUCUGUUGCCAUGACGAGCCUGACGGGCGAGAACUCGCAGCUGCAGCGAGCCGGUGUGACACUGCGUGUCCUUCGCACGAUGCGGAUCUUCUGGGUUAUCAAGCUGGCGCGUCACUUCAUGGGCCUGCAGACACUUGGCCUGACGCUUCGUCGCUGCUAUCGUGAGAUGGUAAUGCUCCUGGUCUUUGUCUGUGUUGCCAUGGCGAUCUUCAGUGCGCUGGCUCAGCUGCUAGAGCACGGCCUUGACCUGGAGGCUGGAAACCAUGACUACGCCAGUAUCCCCGCUGCCUGCUGGUGGGUCAUCAUAUCCAUGACCACAGUGGGAUACGGGGACAUGUACCCGAUGACAGUGGCGGGGCGCGUGCUCGGAGGCCUCUGCGUGGUGAGCGGCAUCGUCCUGCUGGCGCUGCCCAUCACCUUCAUCUAUCACAGCUUUGUCCAGUGCUACCACGAGCUGAAGAUGCGUUCAGCUCGCUGCGGCCGCAGUCUGUCGGGCGAAUUCGUCAACUGACCGUCAUCCUGCUGCUGAGGAGGGGCGCUGCCAUCAGCUCCAUCACAAUGAGAAGGAUACAUCGAUCGGACCGAUCAAAAAGCAACUUGAGUUUCCCCCGACGCCUCCAUCGGAGUGAGUGUGUGUGAAUACAGGGUGUAGUGAGACACAACCUAACCCUCCUUUUGCUGUUUUCCAAACAGGACUCAGGUGACUUUACUUUGAUAGUUUCUCAUCCUGAUUCGAUCUUGGACUGAACUCACAGACAGUCAGGUCCUGUUGCUCAGAAGAGUCGGGGAAUAAUGCGCUCACACAGUGAAAUGGUGGUGAGAUAAACUCACACCAUGCGAUGCCCCCUCAGGUUAGGCAUGAGAGGCAACCCGGCGGUCUGUGGCAUUAUUGAACCCCUCCUUUGUUUCCAUGGUGACCGUAGAGCCAGUCAGCUGAAGUGUUGAAAGCAUCUGGUUUGAAUGUCCGGAUGGAGAAGCGGGCGGAGUGUGAAGUAUCUGACUACUUCUUCUUCUGUGUGAAACGCUGCAGGGUUUGACCCAAAGUACACUUAUACAGGCGACCCCUUUAACCUUUGACCUUUACUCCAGAGAUGUCAAACUCUCCAUUUAGGCAGCAGCUCAUGUGUUUAUGAACUCUGACCUCUGUUGGCUGAUUCCGAUCAGAAAACCACAUUAAAGGUUAAAGCUGAAAA